Plasmodium yoelii is the source of this 5388-nucleotide messenger RNA. RefSeq lists its product as uncharacterized. The record is from RefSeq and is a predicted model, not a curated record. Bases 1 to 5388 code for a protein of 1795 amino acids. The transcript has a single exon. Lineage: Eukaryota; Apicomplexa; Aconoidasida; Haemosporida; Plasmodiidae. Gene Ontology annotation, molecular function: 5'-3' DNA helicase activity.
AUGUCUUACAACACAGUUAAAAGAACAUACGAAUGCUUGUAUACGCAUCAGAAAACACAAAAAAAUAAAAAAUGGAAAGAUGGAUACUGUGAAAUAUUAAUUAGCUAUGGUGUAACGAAAAUAUAUUUAUUAAAUUCAAAUAGGGUUUGUGUGGAAAGUUUUAUUAGUAACAUCACAGAUUUUGGAAGCAUAGAAGAAGAAAUCGAACUAUCCACCAAUUUAGUACAAUUUGUUGAUAUUUAUAAUUAUGUUGAAAGUGAAAUAACAAAUGAAAUUAUAAAUGAUGAGUCUCGGAAAAGAGGAAGCGAAUUUUCCAAGGAACAUGAUAAUACACAUAAUAAAAAAAUAAAAAAAAAACAUGAGACUAUCAAUUUUAAUAAAAAUUAUCAGAUAGAAAGAGAAGAGAUAUUAAGACCAAAAGAAAUAUUAGUUCCAUCUAAAAGAAUAGAUAAAUAUGCACAUACUAAUAAGAAAUUUGAAGUACCUAGGAAAAUAGAGCUAGCUAAUGAUAAAAGUGAAAAACGUGAAAAAAAUGAAUUAGAAAAUAUGCACAAUAAAAUAAUGGAAAAUGUAGAAACACAAUUUAGUAAUAUAAAUAAAGAAAGCUAUAGUUCUUUGGAUAAGAAAAAUAUGAUAAGUAUAACAUAUACAACCAUUCAUUUAUUUAAUAAAAAAAAUACUACCAAAUGGUAUGAUGGGUAUAUAGUUAAUAAAGAGAAUGAAAUAGAACUAUAUAAUUUUUUAGAAGAAAAAUUAUUUGUAAAAAAAAAAGAAAAUAUCACUUAUGAUGAAUAUAUGUCAUUUGGAACCUAUAUUGUUUAUAAUGACUUUUUAAAUAAAUCAUCUAGUGGUAGUAACAACAUUUUAGAAACCUCUAAUUUUGUUAAAAAAAAUAAAUUUAAUAAAAAUCUUCAUAAUAUAUUAAAAUGUGGGAUAUCCAAAAAUAGUAGUAUAAAUGUGAAAAAAAAUGAUGAAAAGGAAUUCAAAGAAAAAAAUGAAUAUUAUAAAAACAAUGAAGAUAAUUUAGGGAUAAAAAAUAGAAUUUUCUCAAAUCCAAGAAAAAGAAAUUUUGUUUUUUCUAAAGAAAAUAACAAUUAUGAUAACAUUAUAUAUGAAGAAAAAAAUCAAAAUAAUUUAGAAAAUUUUUCUGAGAAAUAUAACGAACAAAUAAAAGACAGUUCUAUAAAUAAAAAAAAUGGAUCUAUACAUAUUACGAAUAAAAAUGAAUGUGAAUUAUAUUUUUAUACAAAUUAUGAUUGUGAUAAAGACGAAAAGAAAAAAAAUACCAAAAUGGUUUUUUUUUCUGGAAAUAGAGAAAAUUGUAAUAAAUAUGAAGAAAUAGUUAAUAUUGCCCAAGUUGUUAGUAAAAAUCAUUUUUCUCAUGUUAAUGUUUUUAAUAACUCUAUGAAAGUAAAAUUAAAUGGUGGGUUAAUUAACUAUGGUAAUAAAGAUAGAAACAUUGAAAAUGAUAAUAAAUCUGAACAGUUAGACAAUAUAAAUCGAUUAUCAUCUUCUUUAGAAAAUACAAAAUGUUCUGAUAAUCCAAAAAAGGAUUAUAGCAAUACUAAUAGUGAAAAAUAUAAUGAUGGUUAUGAGAAAAAUACUUUUAAUUUGGUGUCUAGCAAUUAUAAUGAAAAUGAAAGCGGAAAAAAUGAAAGAGGAAAAAAUGAAAGAGGAAAGAAUAAUAACCCAGUUUUAACUAAAAAGGAUACAUCCCUUCAUGUGUUAGAAACGAAGACAGCUCUUGAAACAGAUAAAAAGUUAGCUAAUUUAAUAUCAGAACAAAAUUUAUAUUGUGAUAUAUACAAAAUUAAUAAUAUGUUUUCUUUUAGUAGUAAUAAUAAUAGUUUUUGUAUAAAUGAUUCUGAACAUAUUAAUAGAAACAAUUUAUUUUUACCUGUUUAUAUAACUAUUCCUAAAAAAAAAGAAGAUAUAAAAAACAAAUUAAACGAAUUACCAUAUUUUAAAAUACCUAAUUUUUUUGUUAAUAAAUUAGAAUAUAUUUUAUGUUUUAUGAAUGCUACACUAUUUCAGAUAUAUUAUGAGAUAACAAAUAAAUUUAUAUAUAUUUACGAUAAUUUAAUAUAUGCAUUAAAAGACAAUAUCUAUAAAAAUUCAAACUUAAAAUCUGUGAAUCAAAAUAUUAACACAAAAAACAAGAACCUUGAUCCCGUUGGUAAAAUGGCUGGCAUAUCUGCUUCUACUACUGCUACCACUUCUAGUACUACCACUACUAGUAGUAAUAUAACUAGCUCGAAUUUGAUGGGAGAUUAUAAAAAAAAAAGUUAUAAAAAUAACGCCGAGGAUAAUUAUAUACUAUUAUUGGAAAAUGUCGAACUUGUGUACAGUUUGCAAGAUGGAAACAGUAACAGAUAUAGUAAGGGAACAUUUCUAAAUACAAAAAGUGAAAAAAAUACAGGGAUAAAAUAUUUUUUAAAAAAAAAUACGGAUAAUGGAAUAUUGAUAGAAAAAAAUGGAAUAACACCUAUUAAAAAUAAUAUAAAAAAAUAUAUAAAUACCAAUCAUAUAAUUAUAAUAAAAAAAAAUUGUGAUUAUGGAGAAAAUAAUGUAUACAGUACAGAUAAGGAGGAGUUACUUUUGUUUAUUACUAAAUGGAAUGGAUUUAAAAAUAAAUAUUUGGAAAUAUUUCCCUUAAAUUUUGAAACCUUUGUAUAUAUAUGUGAAAUAUUUGAAAAGGAAAAAAAUGUAUUAACAUCAAAAGAAUAUCUUUAUUUUUUAAAAAAAUACAAAUCCAUAAAUUUUCAGAAAUGUCUAUUUUUUAUUAAACUGUCUGAUCAUUUAGAUAAUUUGAAACACCUUUUUUAUUUUUACAAAAAUAUAGAAGAAGAAAAUAUAUAUUAUAGUAAACAAAAUAUACAUAAAAAUAUAAACUAUAUGAAUCAUAAUGACAAGUUUGUAGAUUAUAAUUUUGUUGGAAAACGAAUGGGAAUAAAAGAUUGUAUAGAAAAGUCUUAUAAUAAUUUUAUACCUUUAAAUAAUGUGAAUAUUGAAUAUAAAAAUGAAUUAAUAAAAAAUUUACAAAAUAAUAAAAAAUUAAAUAAAAAACAAAAGGAAAUUAUACAAUCUGUAAUAAACUGGUUUAAAUAUAAAAAUGAAAUAUUAAAAAAUAUAGAUGAUCAAAAUAAACAAAUCGAACAAACAAAUAGUUGCAUAUUAGUUAAUGGAAUAUUUGGAUCUGGGAAAAGUACAUUAAUAUGUAACACAAUUAUGUAUUUAGAUAAAAUAUUAGGAUAUGAAGAAAAAAAAAAAAAAAAAAAAAAAGAAUCAGCAAAAGAAUCAGCAAAAGAAUCAGCAAAAGAAUCAGAAAAGGAAUCAGAAAAGGAAUCAGAAAAGGAAUCAGAAAAAGGAGAUACAUAUGAUUCAAAUUCUGGGUUAUAUCAAAAUGGUAUCCCAAAAUAUAAAUCACUUUUUAACAAAAUAAAACAAGAAGACAAAUCUAAAAAUAGUAAAAAUGAUAAAAAACAAAAAAUAAUACUAAUGUGCAAUACUAAUUUUGCUGUUGACAAUAUACUUUUUAAAUUGAAACGUGAUUUUGAAUUUUAUGAUUUUGCAAGAAUAGGUACCAUAUCUGAAAUCAACCCAUUUUUAAUAACAAACUUUAUUAGCAUAACUUCAAAAGAGGAAACAAAUGCAGAAGAGAUAAAAAAAUAUUUGGAAAAUUUGGAUACAAAUGUUAUAAAAAGCGACAAUUUCAGAGAUAACCAAACUGAAGGAAAAAAUACAAACAAUCCUAAAAAUGACACAAACAAUCCUAAAAAUGACACAAAAUUGACUGAACGGAAUAACGAUGAUAACAUAUCCGAUAUAGGAAAAGGCAAAGAAGAACAAUACGAAGCUUCUAAAGAACCCGAAAGUGACAGAAGUGGUAGAAGUGGCAGAAGUGGCAGAAGUAUAAACGAUUCGACCAAGACAAAUGAAAUACACAAAAUAACAGAUAUAAAUAAAUUAAUACAAGUAUUAAAAAAAGAAAAAAAAAAUUUGAUUUUAAAAAAUAAGUACAAAAAUAAAAGAGUUAUAGCAGGAACAUGUAAAAGUUUAUACAUUUUUGAAAAAUUAAAUACAAUUAAAGAUAGUAUUAAUUAUUUAAUUGCUGAUGAAUGUACCCAAAUAGACGAAUUAACGCUCUUAAAAUUUUUUAUAAGAUAUUCUAUAAAAAAAAUUAUUCUUAUAGGAGAUAUUAUGCAACUAGGAUUUGUUAUCAAAAGUAAAAGUGAUUUGUGCCGUAGUUUAUUUUCAAGGCUUAUAGAAAAUGAAUUAUUUAUUAAAUAUUUUUUUAUAAAACAAUGUAAGAAUGAUAUAGAAAAUAAAGAAAUUGUUGUAAAUUAUGAUAAACCCAAUUUAAUAAAUGUAAAAACUAAUAUUAGUGUAAAUAGCUUAGUUGAUCAAAUAACCAAACUAACCGAAUUUGAAUAUUCAAAUUAUAAAAAUGAAAUAUAUGAACACAUGUUUAAUAUACACUAUGAAAAAUAUGAACAAAAUAAUUUAUAUAUUAAUAAAUUAAUAAUAAUGAAUAAACAAUAUCGAUGUCAUCCAGAUAUAAGCAACAUAUGUAGUCAUCUUUUUUAUAACAACUAUAUUAAUAAUGCAAAAUGUACACAAAACAAUAAUAUAAUAUAUAAUAAAUAUAAUGCACAUUUAAAUUUUAUACUUAUAAGAAAAAAAUAUAAAGGAAUACAUUCAAAUUCGUAUUUUAUUAAUAUAUUAGAAGCCAAUAUUAUUUUGAAUAUUUGUGAAAAUAUGAUUUCUAAUAAAAUAAAUCCAGACCAAAUCGGAAUUAUUUCGUUAUUUAGAUAUCAAGCUAUUUAUAUUAAAAAUAAAAUGAAAUUUUCAAAAAAUUAUGAUAUUUUAAAAAGGAUAAAAGUUAGUACAGUAGAUUCUUUUCAAGGUAUAGAAAAAGAUAUUAUUCUAUUUUCUUGUGUUUUAUCUUUUUUUUCUCAUGCUCAAAAAAAAUGUACAGGAAACAAAAUAGAACAGGAAAAAAAAGAAACUAAUGUACAUCAUCAUAAUGAUGACAAUAAUGAUGACAAUAAUGAUGACAAUAAUGAUGAUAAUAAUAAUGGUAAUAAUAAUGGUGACAAUAAUGAUGGUAAUAAUAAUGGUAAUAAUAAUGGUGACAAUAAUGAUGGUAAUAAUUUUUUUUUGGAAAAAAAUACAUGCACACAAAUUCAAAAGACACAAGAAUGUACAGAACAACAAUUAUCUGUUGGUGAUACCUUUGAUUAUUUUUGUGAAAAUAAAAAUCGAAUAAAUGUUGCAUUAAGUAGAUCUAAAAAUCAAUUAAUAAUUGUUGCUCACCAAGGAUUUGUUCAAAAAAAUAAAAUUUGGAGUUAUAUAAAAUCAAAAUCGAAAAUAUAUUAUUAUGAUUGA